GUUGCCAAUAGCAACAUGACCAAGCUCCCCACGGUCAGAUUGCUCGAAUGCGAGGUGGGCGAAAAUGGCGAUGGCGUCUUCCGUCUUCUGGUCGACGGCCAAUUUGUCAAAUAUCUCACAGUUGAGCCCGGCAUAUACGAAGUUGAUGACCUAUGUUUUGAACCAUCCUUGGUCCGCAUCUUACCUAAAUUCCCUACUGGUAAUUGGAACGAAGCUUUUGUGGCCAGGAACGACGAUGACGGUCAGCCGUACUUCGCAUGCUUUAACCUGACUCAAUUCCCCUCCGUCCAGAACGCCUGGCAUAAGACCUUGGUCGAAUAUACAGAUAUGACGCUGGGAAAAUACCUCCGACGAGGGGUUUACGAAGCCAAAUGUCCCGGAUUUCACGAUCUCGUGGUCGCCAAGUUCGCGACCUUUAACCAUGAAAUUCAAUACCUGGAGAACGAGACCACAGCUUAUCAGUGGCUAGAUGGUUAUGUCAUUGGCCCUCAAUUUUUGGGUCAUAUCACCGAGCACGGCCGUGUCAUUGGCUUCCUGAUGGAGCGCAUCACUGAUGCACGGCACGCUGGCCCGGAGGACCUUCAGGCGUGUCAGGAAGUACUUUCACGACUCCAUACCCUAGGGCUUCGACACGGAGAUACCAAUCUACACAACUUCCUUAUUCGCGAGGGAAAGGCUAUUUUGAUUGACUUCGACACGACCCGCAAGUGUGACGAUGAAGAAUCGCUUCGGACCGAGCUGGAAAUGCUACCCGUGUGUCUCGCAGAUAAAUCGGGCCGAGGAGGUACUACCGUGAGCUAUUCUGAAGGCGAGUAAGAGCUGGUGGACUCAUGUCAGUGAAGGAUGAAUUGUA
Aspergillus homomorphus CBS 101889 is the source of this 853-nucleotide messenger RNA. RefSeq names its product alpha-galactosidase A precursor. The coding region runs from base 16 to 816 and encodes 266 amino acids. Lineage: Eukaryota; Fungi; Ascomycota; Eurotiomycetes; Eurotiales; Aspergillaceae. The record is from RefSeq and is a predicted model, not a curated record. The transcript has a single exon.